AUCAGGGAGAUGUUCCUGUGUUCAGACAGACCCGUUCUUCAAGCCAUCUUCCUCAAUAGUAACUGCUUCGAGCAUCUGGCACGACUUCUGCAGAACAGCAAGCUGGUUAAUGCUAGGUGCACGGCGGCAGACAAGGACCAGAAAGAUAUAACCAACAACAGGUUACAGACAGGAGAGAGGGACACUCAGGUGUUUCAAGGGCGACUCGACUGCCUCGCUGUAGCAACAAUCAAAGCCCUCACUACAGUGAUGCACAAAUCACCAGCUGCCAAGGUAACGGACUCACAGACACGCCCAAAGAAACCGUCAUGUCAUGAUUAUUGAGUUGUGCAGGUAGAAAAGAGCAGGUAGCUUGAAAUGCAUCCUCUCCUUUUGACUCAGGUGACUGCAAU
Molecule: messenger RNA, 392 nt
Organism: Notothenia coriiceps (black rockcod)
Lineage: Eukaryota; Metazoa; Chordata; Actinopteri; Perciformes; Nototheniidae
Product: neurobeachin-like protein 1
Exons: 3
Coding region: 10-324 (104 amino acids)
Source: RefSeq, a predicted model, not a curated record